AUGAAUUUAUACACUCUACAAAUAUUAACAAAAUCUACAGAAAACAUAAAAAAAAUGAUAAUCAAUCAAAUAAUGCAGAAUUUUUCAUUAAAAUCUUUUAUCUACACUACAAUCUUAUUAAAUAUUUAUAUGAUCAAAUCAAUUGCUAUGAAUGAACCUAAUGUAUUCUACGUAAAUGAUGAUACAAAUGAAGGUCAACGAAUUGGUCGUAUUACACAUUUAAAUGGUAAUAAUCAACCAAUGAAUUUAUUGAAAACAGGUCAUUUGAAAGCAGUAAUUGUACGUGGUAAUCGUCCACCUGCUGUAUAUUUUCGUUUAAAUGAAAAUACUGGUGAUUUAUAUACACGUACUGUGAUUGAUCGUGAAGCAUUAUGCUUUAAACAACAUUCAAUUGAUGGACCAUUGAAUAAUCAUCUGUCAAAAGAUUUCAAUGUUCAAUUAACUGAUGAAACGCAUUAUCAAUAUGCAUUAUCAUCAUCAUCGUUGUCAUCAUCAGCAGCAGCGGGAAAUUCAAAGAUUGUACAUCAAUGUAAGUUUACAUUUCAAGUGGCAUUACAUCGUACCUUCUCUCAACAACAACAACAAACACAUCAUCAACCGCAUGAACCAGCCUAUCCAUAUCUCCCGGAAUUCAUUGAUAUUACCAUCUUUGUUAUUGAUCGUAACGAUCAUAUCCCCACAUUUCAACCACAUUCCGUAAUUAAUUUAUCCAUUCCUGAAUCUGUACCGAUUGGUACACGUGUCCAGUUACCGCUAGCGUAUGAUCCCGAUUCACCGGAAUUCAGUGUACAACGUUAUGAAUUAUAUCCUGUCACAAUGAAUGGUUUUGCAUUGUAUACACAAACUACUGAUAUUAUACAGAAUACUAAUUUAUUGCAUGAAAUAACUGGAUUAUAUUUAGAAGUGAAAACAAUGCUUGAUCGUGAAUUACAAGAAAGUUAUACACUUGAAAUUAAAGCAUUUGAUUCAUUGGUAACAUCCACAACCACAACAACUACUACAUCUUUACUACAUGAUAAUCGUAAUGUGCUGAAAAUAUAUUUAACCAUAGAAGAUAUUAAUGAUAAUGGACCGAUAUUUCAACCACCACAAACUAAUUUGACCAACAAUCCAACAAUGAUGAUGAUGUCGUCCAUAAUGCCAUCAUCAACACUACCAUUUUCGUCAACUGCAUUGUCAUCAAAUAUUUUCACUUAUAAAAUUGAACUAACAGAAUCUAGUUGGCCAAAAACUCCUAUAUUACAAUUGAUUACUAAAGAUUUAGAUAGUUCCAAGUAUGCAUUAACAAAAUAUGAAUUUGCUAGUCAUACUGAGCAUAGAAUAAAACAAUUAUUUAAAUUAAAUGAACAUACUGGUGAAUUAUUUUUAAAACAACCAUUAGAUUAUGAAAAAUAUACAAGUUAUACAUUUGAUGUUUUAGCUAUUGACAGUGAAUAUGAUCGACGUAGUAAAUUAGAUAGUCAAAAUGUACAUUUUAUCAAUUCACGUUUACCGCAACCACAACCACACCAACAACAACAUAAUAUUUACACGUCGACAGCGAAUGUCCUGGUCAAUGUGUUGGAUAUAAAUGAUGAAAUUCCUAUAAUUGAAUUAGAUUAUUUAAGAAUUGAUGAAACAACUGGUCGACCAGCUACUUAUGCACGUAUUGAAGAGAAUAGUGAACCGCCACAAUUUAUCGCUGAUAUACUGGUGACAGAUCGUGAUGCGAAUGCAGCGAAUAGUCAUGUGAUUUGUACAAUAGUGAAUAAAUUAAAUCGACCUCAAAAUAAUAAUAAUAAUAAUCAUAAUAAUAAUGACAAUAAUAAUAGUAAUAAUAAAACUGAUCUAAUCAAUACAUUAUUUCAAUUGACCGAAGUGAAACGUCAACCUGGUCUUGUACAAUACAAUAUGUUAACUGUACGCAGUUUAGACAGAGAAACAAAUGGAGCAAUUAUUCGUGUACGUGUUCAAUGUUCUGAUUCGGGGGAAAUAAAAAAAUUCUCUGAAGUUGAUUUAGUUAUUCAUGUGAUAGAUUUGAAUGAUAAUAGUCCACAAAUUCAUUUGAUUACACAAAAUUUAAACACAAUAAAAUCUGAAACUAAUAAUAUAAUUUAUUUAAAAGAAAAUUCACAAACCGGUACAAUUGUAGGUCAAUUCAAUGUGACUGAUCAAGAUUCCGGUGAAAAUAGUCGUACUACAUGUACACUGACAUCAGUGAAUAAUGACCCAUUAUUAUUAAACAUUCAUGAAUAUUUUCAAAUGGAUCCAACCUCAUGUAAUUUAAUCACACGUAAACCAAUUGAUCGUGAAUCCACAUAUCCUCCACUAGAUGAAAUUAAUUUAACUAUUGAAGUUAAUGAUCAUGGUCAACCAAUGCAUAAAUCAAAUUUAAAUAUAAAAGUGAAAAUACUCAAUGAAAAUGACAAUGUACCGGUAUUUCAACAUACAUUUUAUCGUUUUUCAAUUAAAGAAAAUUUACCAGCCGGUGUUAGUGUUGGUCAAUUAAUGAUCACGGAUUUAGAUGGAGAUUAUGAUCGAUUGGAUGUAAGAUUACAAAAACAAGAACAAUUACCAUUUCAAUUAUGGAAAUCCGAAACAACAACCUCAACAUCGUUUACAGAUCAUUCAAAUGAUAUACCAAUGAUUGUGUAUUAUUUGAAUACAACUAAAUUACUUGAUCGUGAAGAGAAAUCAAGUUAUGAAUUUGAAAUUUAUGCAAAUGAUGUCAUGCCUGAUAAUGAGGAAUUAUUAUUUAGUCAACAGAAAUUAUCAAUGAAAAGUUUUAGUCAUCGAACUAGUACUAGUGUUCUAGUGACAGUGGAAGAUGAGAAUGACAAUGAUCCAGUGAUUAUAUUUCCACAACAACCUGAUAAAAUAUUUAUUUUAUCAAAUUUAGAAAAAAAAUAUUAUCAAUUGAUGACUGUCAAUGCAAAUGACAAAGAUCCUACAUCAAAUACAUUUAUAUUUAUGUUAGAACAAAAAGAAACUGUAGGUAAUACAAAUGCAACUACGCUAAAAACUACUCAUCUAGAUGAAAUUGAUAUCAAUGAAUCAAAAUCAGCCUUAGAAUUAAUACAGAAACCAUAUUCUACAACAAACCAAUUAAAUACAUUCUUAGAAAUUGAUCGUAGUGUCGGUACGGUGUAUUUAAGUAGAGAUAUUCAACAAAAUGAUACAGGUACACAUGUAUUUCACGUAAUUGUACAAGAUAGUAUAUUAAAUCCACGUACAGCAUCAUUGAGAUUUUUUGUGAAGGUAGAACCAAUUCCACCACGUUCAUAUCAAAUUAAAUCCAAUAAUAAUAAUUUAUUGAACAAUGAACAUAAUGAACGUCGUGUAUUAUUAAGCGAAAAUACUAUACAUUCCGAGUAUUUCGAUUCGAAUUUCGAUCGAAAUACUCAUUAUUCAAAAUUAUCUAAUAAUAGAGAAAACUUUUUGUCAAAUAGAAAAUUGGAUAAUACAAAAUUGAUCAUUGAAAAUCAUUCUUAUCCUUUAUUAUCAUCAUCGUCAUCCUCAUCGUCGAUUGCAUUUUCAUCCACUAAACAAUUCAAUCGUCGUUUAACUAGUGAUACAGUAUUGAUACUUUCAUUAGGUUUAAUAUUGUUAAUACUUUUAGCUACUUUAUGUUUAGUUAUAUUUGCACGUCAUUGGUCAGUGAAUUCUGCUGGUAUUCCGCAAAAUUUAAUUUCACCGGAUAAAAUUCAAUGUUCCAAUUUAUUUUGUUGUUGUAUUACACCAAAUCAUAAACAAGUGCCAAAUAAUGAUCAUUUAAAAGCGGAUAAAAAAGAAGUGAUUAAUAUUUUUCAACCAACACAUUCUUCACCACAUAUAAAUAAUCAUCAUUCACCAAUUAAUUUAAACUGUGAUAAUACUGUCAGAUCAUUAGAUACAUUUAAUGCAAGUUUAAGUGAUUCAUAUAGUCAAAAAAUAUUGGACAAUGAACAUGUUUAUUAUCGUGACUGUAGACAAUUUUCUUUAUUACCUGUUUUAACUAGUACAAUAAACUCUGAGAGUGGAUCAUUCCCAACAGAUUAUACUGCGUUACAAACAAUCACUUCAUGUAAAUGUUGUACACCACCUCCACAACAGUAUACAUACAAUAUAGAUAAUUCAAAUCAACACUUACUUGAAUCAUUUAUGAUACAACCUAUGAAACAUAAUAACACAUUACAAACUAAUCCAAUUUCUAAUUGUCCAAUUUCUUAUUAUACAACUUUAUCACCAAAAUUAAAAUCCGAUAAUGUCAUAGAUAAACAACGUAAAGUACGUAUUAUGUCAACAAUGAAAGAGAAUGUUGAUGUGGAGACAUCGAAAAAUUCACCUUCGGAAUAUUUAACAACAUGAUAAAAAAAAGUAGUAAAAUUGUUUUUAAAAAAAAUAUGUAAGUGAUU
Messenger RNA from Schistosoma turkestanicum, 4373 nucleotides. NCBI's taxonomy places the organism in Eukaryota, Metazoa, Platyhelminthes, Trematoda, Strigeidida, Schistosomatidae. The record is from the annotation of a GenBank genome assembly.